Ictalurus punctatus (channel catfish) is the source of this 2685-nucleotide messenger RNA. It is a transcript of the gene glud1b, whose product is annotated as glutamate dehydrogenase 1b. Lineage: Eukaryota; Metazoa; Chordata; Actinopteri; Siluriformes; Ictaluridae. The transcript is spliced from 13 exons. Gene Ontology annotation, molecular function: L-glutamate dehydrogenase (NAD+) activity. Gene Ontology annotation, biological process: L-glutamate catabolic process. The record is from RefSeq and is a predicted model, not a curated record. Gene Ontology annotation, cellular component: mitochondrion. Bases 161 to 1789 code for a protein of 542 amino acids.
CCAGGGCUGUCAUUUCAAUACUGAACGAAGCUCAGGGAAGAAGAGGUCGCGCAGUCCUUGUUCACUUUCGUUUCCUUUGCAGACCUCUUUGUUAUCCUUUUGUUUAUUUUAAUCUUCCAUUAAAAAAAACAAAAACAAACAACCGCUCUCCUUGGUCGAAAUGUACCGGUAUUUCGGAGAGCUUGUGAGCCGCGGAGCAGGCAGCGCUCUUGCGGCGGGAUGUGUGGAGGCAGCGAUGCCGGCUUCAUCAUCUGUAAUGCGGCUAAGGCACUAUAGCGACGCCGCGGAUAAAGAGGACGACCCCAACUUCUUCAGGAUGGUGGAGGGCUUCUUUGACCGCGGCGCCGCCAUCGUGGAGAACAAGCUAGUGGAGGACCUGAAGACGAGAGAGACACCCGAGCAGAAGAGACACCGAGUCCGGGGCAUCCUGAAGAUCAUCAAGCCGUGCAACCACGUCCUCAGCGUGUCUUUCCCCAUCAAGAGAGACAACGGAGAGUGGGAGGUUAUCGAGGGCUACCGGGCACAGCACAGCCAACAUAGAACUCCCUGCAAAGGAGGUAUCCGGUACAGCCCAGAUGUGUCUGUGGAUGAAGUCAAAGCCUUGGCCUCGCUGAUGACGUAUAAAUGUGCUGUUGUGGAUGUGCCAUUUGGAGGUGCUAAAGCUGGAGUCAAAAUCAACACCAAAAAUUUCUCCGACAAUGAGUUGGAGAAAAUCACAAGAAGAUUCACCAUUGAGCUCGCCAAAAAGGGAUUCAUCGGACCGGGUAUUGAUGUCCCUGCCCCUGACAUGAGCACCGGUGAGAGGGAGAUGUCCUGGAUCGCCGAUACUUACGCCAACACUAUUGCUCAUACGGACAUUAACGCUCAUGCCUGCGUGACUGGGAAGCCCAUCAGCCAGGGAGGAAUCCAUGGCAGAGUGUCAGCCACAGGGCGUGGCGUUUUCCACGGCAUCGAGAACUUCAUCAACGAGGCGUCCUACAUGAGCAAGGUUGGACUGACACCAGGCUUCGCUGACAAGACCUUCAUCGUCCAGGGUUUCGGAAAUGUUGGCUUGCACUCUAUGCGUUACCUCCACCGUUACGGCGCUAAAUGCGUGGGUGUUGCCGAGAUUGACGGAAACAUCUUUAAUCCUAAUGGCAUCGACCCCAAGGAGCUGGAAGACUACAAACUGCAACAUGGCACUAUUGUGGGCUUCCCUAAUGCUCAGCCCUAUGAGGGUAGCAUCCUGGAGGCAGACUGUGACAUCCUCAUCCCAGCCGCCGGAGAGAAGCAGCUUACCCGGAAGAAUGCUCCUAACAUCAAAGCAAAGAUCAUUGCUGAGGGAGCUAACGGGCCCACCACACCCGACGCUGACAAGAUCUUCUUGGAGAAGAACGUCAUGGUCAUCCCGGACAUGUACCUGAAUGCCGGUGGUGUGACCGUCUCCUACUUCGAGUGGCUGAAGAACCUGAACCAUGUCAGUUAUGGUCGUCUGACCUUCAAGUACGAGAGGGACUCCAACUACCACCUGCUGAUGUCUGUGCAGGAAAGUCUUGAGAGGAAGUUUGGAAAGCAAGGUGGUCCCAUCCCUGUGGUUCCCACUGCAGAAUUCCAGGCUCGUGUAGCAGGUGCCUCUGAGAAGGACAUUGUGCACUCUGGUCUUGCCUACACAAUGGAGAGAUCUGCAAGGCAAAUUAUGCGUACGGCCAACAAGUACAACCUGGGCUUGGACCUCAGGACAGCAGCUUACGUCAAUGCCAUUGAGAAGGUCUUCAAGGUGUACAGUGAGGCUGGCCUGACCUUCACAUAAAUCCUCAAACUCCCCUCUACUCGCUUAUUCAUUCUCUCUAUACCGGCCUUAGACCAACCCUGUGCCCCAUUAUACCACAGCCUUUUGUUAUUUUCACUUUUGUCAGUUUACAAUGACCCCUAUAGUAUCCCCACAUUAUUAAAGUAAAUUAAAUAACAUUUUAAAUUACCCCACUCAUACUUUGCCAAGUUUUUCCAUAUAGUUUGUUCUAAUAUAGAUAUCAUUUCUGUAUACUCCUGUUCUGUAUGACAUGGAAACAAGCUGCUAGUUCUGUCAUGGAGUAUGUCAUGCUACGAUGUUAUUCAGUUCAGUAUAUCACAUUCAGUGUGUUAAUUUUAUACAAAUUUGUCGUUAACUAAUGUUUGCAGUAUUGAUUCUGCUUCCACUGUGCAAAUGAAAUGUAUAUUAUUUUCAUUCGCCAGCCCUCAAAACAUGUUCAGAUUCGUUUAUUCAUAUUGUUUGUUGGCCCAAAGCUUGUGACUCCACAUUGAGUAUUGAAAGAGAACACUAAAGAUGCCUUAGACCUUAGAGCAGGAGUUUUAUACUCGGAGGAAUUCUGUCUGUAUACAGUAGUUAAACCUUCAUAAAAUACCUCAUAGGAAAAAUCCAUCCAACACACUGGUCGUGUUCAGCAGUUUGUCUUGGAGAUGUGCUAAAUCUUAAAUCUUCAAUUUAAAUGAAUAUUAAAUCCAGUGGAUUUAGUGACACUCUAGAAAAGUGCAUGCGUGCAUGUGUGCGUGUGUGUGCGUGUCCGUGUGUGCGUGUCCGUGCGUGUGUGUGCAGCUCAUAGGGGAACAAAACCAUUCAUAACUCAUCUACACCGUCAUGUAGAACUUUGCUUUGGAAAAUUUGUAUUGCUUUUUUGUUGUUGUUGAGAAUAAAGAAAUUAAAACACG